AGGAUUGAAGCUCCGUCGUUGAAGGUUUUCGGGUCGAAAGGAUGUUCGUCGGUGGUACUUUUGGCGCAAUGAUUCUCAGUUUCCUACUGUUCAGUUCCAUCUGGGGAGCGAUGCAGGAGCGUCGGAAGGAGAGCAACAAGUAUGACAUUAGUUUCUACGACACGAAGACGAACCGAACGUUCAGCUAUCCAGUGGUGAGUUUUGCGAAGCCUGGUGCUCCGGAGGAUGCCGGCGAUCGGCCCCGGCAGGAAGUCUACGGGAACCAGUGCCAGUGUCAGAAUUUGCAGUGUGGUUGCUGCAUGGGGAUGAAGAUCGAUCAGCUCAAGUUCAAUCAGCACAUUUGCACAAACCUGGAAUACGAUCCGUACGAGUUUGCCGUCAACGUGGACGUCCUGAUGAAUGGUAGCAGCAUUUACCAGAACACCAUGUCGGCGAAGAACCCACCGCCCUUCUGUCUACCAGUGCCGAUUCCAUACAUCCCACUGAACGCCGACCUGUGCCUGCGGCUGUUCGACAUCUACACUCCGAAACGCAACCUGCACGCUUGUAUGGACGUCGAGGCACGCGUUUGGCGCUACCCGUUGCUAAUCCUCCACUUUGACUGCAUGCGAAUGGGACAGGAUGGCUUCACGCUGCUCAAACCGGAAGACGGCGAUGGCUUCGAGGUGUUCUACCCAGAAACGAACACCGAACAAUCCUCAGUCGAUGUCUACGACGAGGUGGAAGACAUCAAAAAGGGACAAUCGAAUCGAAAGCAAUAAACCACAUUUUUACAA
Molecule: messenger RNA, 776 nt
Organism: Ochlerotatus camptorhynchus
Lineage: Eukaryota; Metazoa; Arthropoda; Insecta; Diptera; Culicidae
Exons: 2
Coding region: 42-761 (239 amino acids)
Source: RefSeq, a predicted model, not a curated record